UGAGUGCUCCGCUGACCCCGCCCAUGAUCGCGACUGGUCAUUGACGGUAUAAUCUGGGUCGCGGUAUUGAAAGGACUCAAGGUUUGCACACAUUUACGUCUCCAUGAGAGAAAGCAUGUUGUGUGUAUUUCGUUGCCUGAUUAUAAACAUGUUAUGUGGACGAAAGACGCCGUCAUACCAAGGGCAGCGGGAUUAUGCGCGAAAGUUGUCUUGGUGAUAGUAUGACGUAAAAGUCCAAAUCACUUAUGACAGUGUGUCGUCACUAAAUGAGCGAUAUGAAACGGAUAUUAAGACAUUCAAGAAUAACUCUAAACACCCGUCUUAGAGUAUGUGGCGCGUGCCUAAUCACAUUCGUUGUAUUUCUGGAAAUAUUUUCAAUGUCAGAAAUAACUGACAACGAAUAUAUUCAUAUUUUCAACUCUGAAGAAGUUCCAAACGCCUCGCAUAAAACCAUACUUCUUUGGACCUCACUUUUCAAUAACAACACAUGGACACUGCCAAAUUUAAACAUACCCAGCUGUCCAAAGUAUUACCCAAACAGAUGUGAACUGACAACUGAUCGAACACGCCUCGUCACAAGCGAUGUGCUGCUAUUUCACUCAGGGGACAUUGAUGAGCUGCCUUCGAUUAGACGGACGGGUCAGAUCUGGGUGAUUUUCAAUAUGGAAGCUUUACCAAACAUACGACAAAGUCUCAAACAGUUUAAUGGUCUUUUCAAUUGGACAACCUGGUACAGGACGGAUUCAACUGUACCCAUGGUAUAUGGGUAUGCUCUGAAAAGGCCUCGAAGAGACAUGGAACUGUCAAUAGAUAUAUUCGCAGAAAAAUCCAAAAUGGCGUUUUGGGCAGCUAGUAAUUGCGAUGAUCCAGUUCAUCGAUACAAGGUUGUGCAUGAACUGAAGAAACAUGUCGAUGUGGAUACGUAUGGUCGAUGUGGGGAAUUGGUGUGUGAUAAGACUGAUAAAGAGUGUUUUAAGAAGUUAACGGACUACAAGUUUGUACUUUCAUUCGAGAACAGCCACUGUCGAGAUUACGUGACGGAGAAGUAUUGGUUGGCGCUGAGAAGGCGACAGAUCCCUAUUGUUUAUGGUGGCGCUGAUUACGAGUCUUUGGUACUUCCGCGCUCGUAUAUCAACGUCAGAGAUUUCACUAACCUAUCAGCACUAGCGACAUAUAUGAUCAAGGUCGCUGCGAACAGAACGUUAUACAACAGUUAUUUUGAUUGGAUGAGGGAGUAUGAACUGCCACCGUGCAAUCAGGAGUUUAACGAGCACUGUUUUGAUUUGGAGUCCUAUUUUUGUUCCCUGUGUGGAGCUCUGCAUGAUCGGACUACACCGUCCCAAGUGUACAGCAACCUGCAUGGGUGGGCGACAAAUGACCUUCCACAGUGUCAGGAGUUUUCAUAUUUCAGGUUGUUCAACCCGUUCAGACUGCUGGGCGUGUAGCCAGUGCCCCGAAGGAGGACCCUCGGACAAACGGUGCAAUAGCGGUUUCCAGGGGGACAUUCGUACUGAUUACGCUACACAGUGAUAACUUUGUCCACGAGUUUCGACAACAAAACAUGUACUUUGAUCUAUUUAUUCUUCACUAGAAUUGUUUCAUCAAAACCAACAUUUUUAUCAAAAUCAACCCCCUCGACAACAACACACACACACUCAUCAACACCAACACACUCAUCAACAUCAUCAAC
This is a messenger RNA of Haliotis rufescens (red abalone), 1690 nucleotides long. RefSeq names its product alpha-(1,3)-fucosyltransferase C-like. The coding region runs from base 267 to 1445 and encodes 392 amino acids. Gene Ontology annotation, cellular component: membrane. Gene Ontology annotation, molecular function: alpha-(1->3)-fucosyltransferase activity. The record is from RefSeq and is a predicted model, not a curated record. The transcript is spliced from 3 exons. NCBI's taxonomy places the organism in Eukaryota, Metazoa, Mollusca, Gastropoda, Lepetellida, Haliotidae.